Molecule: messenger RNA, 5986 nt
Organism: Polyodon spathula (Mississippi paddlefish)
Lineage: Eukaryota; Metazoa; Chordata; Actinopteri; Acipenseriformes; Polyodontidae
Product: stAR-related lipid transfer protein 13-like
Exons: 16
Coding region: 405-4013 (1202 amino acids)
Biological process (GO): signal transduction; actin cytoskeleton organization; regulation of Rho protein signal transduction
Molecular function (GO): protein binding; lipid binding; GTPase activator activity
Source: RefSeq, a predicted model, not a curated record
AGAGAGAGAGAGAGAGAGAGAGAGAGAGAGCGCCUUGGAACACAGCCAAUGGAAAACCUGGCCUUUGAGCUUGUGUGUCUUGACUUGCGCACACACCGGGGGAAUUUAGUUACUCCUCUGCUGUUUAAGCCAUGUUUUUCCACAUCAGCUUUUCUUCAAUGAAGUAACUUGGUGUACUCUGUACUCGACAGAAUCAAGAAACAGCAACUCAGCAACACAAGAUGCUGUGGUCCAAUCAGGUUAAGUAAAUGGGAUUAAAAACUUUGUAAAACUUUUAGAACCCAGAGGAUUGCCUCCACAGCUAAAGGGCGCAACAAUGUAGCCAAAACAAGCCAAUGGCAAAUACAGACUCAGUUUUGUCUGCAAAUGCUAAGCCGUUCUUUCUCUGUUAAACUGCUUCAAACAUGGGGGAUCCUGAAGAAUGGGAGUAUGGAGUCCUCUUUGCAGCUGGAAGCAACAGUGAUGAUGAAGACCCCGAUUAUGCUUCCAUUCCAGAAGACUACCCCAUCGUUUUGGAGGAUCUGGUCGAUGGAGCUAGGCCCUUUCAACCCAAAACUGCCCGAGUUAUAAAGCACAAGCCCAGCGCCAUAGCAUUCUCCGAAGACUGUACUUGGGCAAUGGUGGAAGAAACCAUUGCCAAGAGGUAUAGCAAACCUUUGAUUUCUAACAAAGCAGGUUUCCCUGGGCGUUGGGUUCAGAGGACCUGUGAACCGAUUAAUACAGAGUCUUCUGUAAAGUCCAGGGAACAUGCCAAGGAAGGAGUGAACAUUUCUGGACCCAGAGAUGAAUGGUACAUGUUGAUUGAGUGUCUUGAAGAAAACUAUGAAACAGCCACUUGUCAAUGCUGCCUGGGGCUUCCUUCGCUGUGGGAUAGAAAAGAUGCCGAACUUGAGGCUACAGAAGCUUGUGAUUGGCUUCAGGCAGCUGGAUUUCCGCAGUAUGCACAGCUUUAUGAAGACUGUCUGUUUCCCAUCGACAUCGCCUCUGUGAAGAAGGACCAUGAUUUUCUGGACCGGGACUCGCUGAAAUCCCUUUGCAGGAGACUGACAGUUCUGAACAAGUGUGCCUCUAUGAAGCUGGAAGUCCAUUUCCAGCGCAAACAGAGCGAAGACUCAGAAGAGGAGGAUCUGUGUGCCAUCAGUGACCGUUGGGCCUUCCAGCGGGACAGUAAGCGAUGGUCCAGACUGGGGUCCUUCCCUCCUCCCAGCUGUAAUAGCCCUGAGGUCCUCCACUCUGACAUGAAAGCUUCAGCCAGCCGAGAGAGCGUCCUAAGCGACUUCAGCGACCUGGAAGGUGUGUCUGUUCGCAGCAGCAGCAGUAGUGCGGGGAGCUCUGGAGGAACCUCGGGGAGUCGGCUCACUAUGGCAGAACCCUACUCCAGAUUCUCCUCCCAUCACUUGGACACCACCACUGUGUCCAACCGCAGCCUCACAGAGAGCCGCUCCUGCAAAGACCUGCUGGCUCGCAAGGAGAAGCCCAAGAGGCACAGAUCUCAAAGCUUCCUGAGGAAAAUUGGAUCUUUCAGAAGAAAGGAUAAGGACAGAGAAGCAGCCAGAUCAAAAGACUCUGACGCCCAAAGCUGUGACCUCCAGGAAGGGCCACUACAGUCUUCGAUGAGCUUGCUUUGCACAACCAACGAGAGCCUUCCAGGCUUGAAACAGAACAUACCUGAAAGCUCUCAGUUUAAAAGAAGGAUGAAGACCAUCUGUAAAGCUACUGUCGGACAGCCUGCUUCUGAAGGCAGUGGGAAACAGAAACAGAAAACCACAAGUGGAGGGAUUUACUUAGAGGAUUAUGAGAUGAGCUUAAAGGUUCCCAACUGGACACAACAGCUUCACAGGCCACUGGGUCUGCAGAAGGACUGUGUUGUUUACCUCCCCAGCGAUCACAAGCCAGGGACCUUCCCAAAGUCCCUCUCCAUUGAGAGCUUAUGUCCCACAGCGAAUGACGAUCUGAGGAACUGGAGAUUGGGCAACCCGUCAUUAGAGAUGUCGAUGUGCAGCAGCAGUGAAUCGCAAGGCUUUGGCAGGUUGCGUCCACGCAGGAACUCGUGCAGCUCCAUGGGAAGCAUCUACGACAACGUACCCGAAGCGUACGGCAGCUCAGAGGACCUUUUCAGUUUAGGAGCUGGAGGCAUUUGCGACCUGGACGAUAUCCUGCAGCAUGUUCACGGGCUCCAGAACACGAUCGAUCUGUGGUCCAAAAGAGUUUGCCCCGAGCUGGAUGACCUGGAGUCUGAACUGCCCGGUGACCCCAUCUUCCCAUCCAGUGUCCAUUUCGAAGAGCAGUCCAUGUCAGAUGUGGGAACAGCAGCUAGUGACUUUGACAGUACAGGGAAUUCUUUAAACGAAGCAGAAGAGAUGGAAAUGAGGGAACGGAGGGAUUCAGGAGUGGGGGCCUCGUUGACCAGGCCUAAUAGGAAGCUGAGGUGGCACAGUUUCCAGAACUCGCACCGUCCCAGCCUGACCUCUGCGUCUCUGGAGAUCAACCGACAGUCAGCCGCUCAGCUUAAUCUGCUGCAGAAAUUCUCACUGCUGCGACUCACUGCCAUCAUGGAGAAGUACUCUGUGCCCAAUAAGCAGGGCUGGAGCUGGGCGGUGCCAAAGUUCAUGAAGAGAAGUAAAGUUCCUGACUACCGGGACAAGAACGUAUUUGGAGUUCCCCCGAUCAUCAAUGUGCAGCGGAGCGGGCAGCCCCUGCCUCAGAGCAUCCAGCAAGCCAUGCGAUACAUCCGCAGCCAGUGCCUGGACCAGGUCGGUAUCUUCCGGAAGUCAGGUGUGAAGUCUCGGAUCCAGAUGCUGAGGAAGAUGAACGAGACCUCGCCCGACCACGUGAGUUACGAGGGGCAGUCUGCCUACGACGUGGCGGACAUGCUGAAGCAGUAUUUCAGGGACCUUCCAGAGCCUGUGUUCACCAGCAAGCUGACUGACACUUUCCUCCAGAUCUAUCAGUGUGUCCCAAAGGAGCAGCGUUUGCAGGCUGCACAGGCGGCCGUCAUCCUGCUGCCAGACGAGAACCGGGAGGUGCUGCAGACGAUGCUCUACUUCCUGAGCGACAUUGCCUCCGCCCAGGACAACCAGAUGACCCCUGGAAACCUGGCCGUGUGCCUGGCCCCCUCCAUCUUCCACCUCAACGUGUCCAAGAAAGAGAGCACCUCCCCCAGAUUGAUACACAGGAGGGCGGCUGCAUGGAAGCCAGACCAGAAGGACCUGAAUGAGAACAUGGCGGCCACCCAGGGACUCGCUCACAUGAUCAUCGAGUGCAAAAAGCUGUUCCAGAUCCCCCAUGACAUGAUGUUGCAGUCCCGAAACUCCUAUGUAGCCGCGGACGCCCACCCACUUCCCUUGGAGGGGCUCAGCAGGAGUCUGCUAGGCGAGCCCAGGGAUUAUCGGGCCUUCCUGGAGGACAGUGUCCAGGGUCUCUUACGAGAAUCGAUGGAGAAGUUUAAAGGCUGGCUCACCACACCAGGACCUGAGAGCACUGAAUUAUCAUACAAAAAGGUUGGGGACGGGCACCCCAUUCGUCUGUGGAAGGUCUCCACGGAAAUCGAGGCUCCGCCGGUCACAGUGCUGCACAGAGUGCUGAGAGAGCGCCACCUAUGGGACGACGAUUUACUGCACGGCAGGGUGAUUGAGGCCCUGGACAAGAACACUGAAAUCUAUCACUACGUCACAGACAGCAUGGCACCUCAUCCGAGAAGGGAUUUCAUCGUGCUAAGGAAGUGGCACAGUGAUCUUCCGAAGGGGGCGUGUGUGCUCGUGUGCGCCUCGGUGGAACACGACAAGGUGCAGCUGGAAGGCGGCGUGCGCGCGCUGCUCCUGAGCUCCAGGUACCUCGUCGAACCCUGCGGGAUGGGCCGCUCCAGACUGACGCAUGUCUGCCGUGCCGACCUAAGGGGCCGCUCUCCUGAAUGGUAUAACAAGGUGUUUGGACAUCUCUGCGGAGUGGAGGUUGCUAGGAUACGAGACUCUUUCCCUGUGUUAACAGCCCGGGGGCCUGAAACCAAGCUGUAGAGCGUCUCCAGGAUUCCUGCUUCUGAGAAUCAGUAAAGGUCUACACAGCCCGGAUCUCCUUCACAGUACACCGGGACUCAUUUAACUUCUGUCUGACAGAGGAAAUGCAACCAGUGUGUAAUAAAAAAAUGCAAGGCUUAAAGCUAUUGGAGGCAUGAUCCGAUUUGCUGAGUUUUUAAAAUUGUGUUUCAUGAAAGGAAAAGAGUUACGUGGGUAUCAGAGAAAAGUUACAAGUGAGGCAAAUUAACACGCUUGAAAUGUCUAGCGCCCUGCACAAAAACAAAAUAGAUGGUUAAUAACUGAUGCCUAUACAGGACCAUGACACAGUCAAAGAGGUCAGGCAUUACAGCAGCAACAUGAGAUGGUUUUGUGCUGGGGCCUUGGGACUCAGAAUGGGUUUGGAUGUGGUUUGGGAUUUCCAUUUUUUUGUGAUGUAAGCAACGCAGAGUAACAGCUCCAACAUGUGAUGAAAGCAGUGGGGAUAAACCGAAAUCCCAGGACUACAGGAGGGGUAGUAGAACACGCAUAGGGAAUUCUAUACCACCGGUGUCUGUCGACACACGUUGGGCAGCCAGUGCUGCACCGUUGUUGGAUGGCAGUCAGAAAAAGAAUAGGGGUAUUGAAAGAAAUACUGAACAGGGAGGGAAAUGUGUUUUGUAUGAAGAUCCAUUUUUAGGAAGCGCUUGUGAAAAUCACUCAAGCUAUUUCACAAAGGCCUAUGAGAUGGAUAAUUUGAAAAAGGAAAAAAAAAAUGCAGCAUUUAUCCAAUGGAAUGUUUUUAUAUAUUUAUUUCUUUUCGCCGCUAUGCCUGCUUGUCGGAUUAUCACCAGGCAUUAACCACGUGUACAUACAUUUACUUGUACCUAAUUGAAUAGUGUUUGUUUUUGCAGGCUAGUUUUGUGAACUCAGGAUGGGUUACUAUCUUGCUGCAAUGCGCACUGUAACUCAUUGCUGCAUUUCUGCGGGAUGUAAUUAGGCUAAUCCCCUUUUUCAUAUAUGACUGCACUGUACAAACGUGAAACAUAUUUUUUUAGAUUUCUUAAUUGUAAAUAAGAUGCUGUACUAUUUUGUUAAAGCACCUUUGUGUUGAACUAAACACCAGCAGGAGUGCUAUAAUCAGUCAUGUUUAAUGAGACAGCCAUCAUUGUGCCAAAAAGAAGAUAGGUAGAAUAUUGUCCAUUGUUAUUGACUAGGACUAGGCAGGGAGUCAAAAAGACCCUUUUUUUUAACGCUGUUCAUUUUCAGGCAUGUGUUUGUUUACUAAUGUCUGCAUAAUGAACUAUUUAGAACAGGUUCAGCUAGUGCUGUUGCACAUUAGACAGUCAUAGCCUCAGAAUGAGCUUCUGAAAGUAGUGAUGUUCUGCUUGUGCACCAUACACUUACAUGCAGGUCAUUAAUAAUAGUAAUAAUAAUAAUAAUAAUGAAACGGACUCACGAGUCAGGGAGAAGGUUUUCUGACUGCACAAUGUACCAGGGAGGUUAGAUUUUAUUGUAUUAUAAUAAAAAAGGCAUUGAUUGCGUUUCAUCUUCACUAGACCAUAAUAUAAUGUAUGUGUAGUUUUAGUUUAUUUAUAUAUGUUGGUCAAUUUGUUAAUCCUGGGCUUUUGGACACAUUGACUCCACAUUGUAUAUAAUCAUUUGUCAAACUGCCUCCUAGUUGGAUUUGUUCAAAGGCACUGGUUGAUGGUAUGACUGACUGUAAAAUGCAAACAUAUUGUUAUAUGAAAAAAAUAUUGGGGGCUGCAGAUUUAAAGUUACAGUAACUUGGAUAUUUAUCAUAUCUCUGAGAACACCAUCCACGACAAAUUAAAGGAAAGCACCAUUACACAAUGGAGCAUUUAUUUAUUUUUAUUUUUGUUUGCAUUUACUAUAGCUGCACGGUCUUUCACUAAAGUAUUAGCUUCACACAUGGUAACAUUAAUAUUAUUAUAUAUACCAGGAACUAAAAAAAUGUUGAUGUUCGUCACCAUGGU